ACAUUUGUUUUUUAUCUGGGAUUUGGAUGUCCAAAUCUUUAUCAUGUGUUUUCUUUAGUGUUAUCUGCGUUUUAUUAUUAAUUUUGGUAGUCUAAUUUAACUUAUUUUAUCUUAACGACAAAACACUAAUCACGACAACUUAUUAAAUGUAAUCUUACUUAAAAAUCGUAAUACAAUAACAUUAAAAUGUCCCGUGAAAACCUGAAUUAUAUAAAAAGUAGUCCAUCAAUGCAAAAUGAUUACUGUAAAAGCAAUUCUUCUUUGCAAAAUUCAGAUGAUGAAGAUGAUGAUACAAAAUCUCCUUUAAGUUAUAAAGAAAGAAGAAGAGAAGCACACACACAAGCAGAACAGAAACGACGAGAUGCUAUUAAAAAAGGUUAUGAUACUUUGCAGGAGCUAGUUCCAACAUGCCAGCAAACUGACAUAUCGGGUUACAAAUUGAGUAAGGCUACUGUAUUGCAAAAAUCAAUUGAUUAUAUCCAAUACCUGCAACAACAGAAAAAGAAACAGGAAGAUGAAAGAAAUGCUUUGAGGAAAGAAGUGGUAGCACUAAGAAUUAUGCAGACAAAUUAUGAGCAAAUAGUGAAAGCCCAACAAUCUCAGCCUGGUCAUACUGAAACUAGAAUAUCAGAUGAAGUAAAAUUCUCUGUUUUUCAGGCCAUCAUGGAUCAAUUGUAUCAAACCUUCAACACUGUUUCUGUGAGUAAUUUCUCUGAAUUAUCUGCUGGUGUUUUCAGUUGGUUGGAGGAGUAUUGUAAACCACAAACAUUAAAAGAUACUGUCUUUCAAGUUUUACGCAGACACAAUACACAUAUGAGAGGCUAAAUUUUUUGAGGUAAACAUCAGAUUCAGGGAUUCACUAAAUAUGUGGUGGAACAUGCAUUUCAAAAAAAUAAUAUAUAUGUAGUACAAAUAGUUUAAUCUUGUGUUGUGAUAUACUUAUAUUAAAUGUUAUGUUUUUCAUUUUUAAAAGAUUUAUUCAACAGUAUAAUUAUGUAUUUUAUUUUAAUAAAAAUAAGUUUCAAAGAUCCUAAACUAAUCCUUAA
This is a messenger RNA of Aethina tumida (small hive beetle), 1046 nucleotides long. RefSeq names its product max-like protein X (gene bigmax). The record is from RefSeq and is a predicted model, not a curated record. Gene Ontology annotation, biological process: regulation of transcription by RNA polymerase II. Bases 187 to 825 code for a protein of 212 amino acids. Gene Ontology annotation, cellular component: nucleus. The transcript is spliced from 5 exons. Gene Ontology annotation, molecular function: DNA-binding transcription factor activity, RNA polymerase II-specific; protein dimerization activity; RNA polymerase II cis-regulatory region sequence-specific DNA binding. Lineage: Eukaryota; Metazoa; Arthropoda; Insecta; Coleoptera; Nitidulidae.